CUCUCCAAAAUGAAAUUGUGGAGAACACAACCACACGCUGCAGCACCUCACUCCCCCCGACUUCUGAAAAUCGCUUCUCCCAGCAAUCCGGGAGCGUAAUCGUGUGAAACCACUGAAAUGGGACUCGGUCAACUCGCUUCUCGGGCCCUUUUGCGAUCUACCGGGCUCACGGCCUCCAAACCCCAUCGCCUCCUCCUCCGUCGCGCCGUCGUCUCCACGCCGGAGCUUCACAACUCCGAAGCAGCUGCUGUGGAGGCUCCGCCUGAACCAGAUCUCCCGAAGAGGACUCCUGUGGCUGGCGCUAGGGUCCACUUCCCCAACCCGGAUGACGCCAUCGAGGUGUUCGUCGAUGGGUACCCGGUCAAAAUCCCUAAGGGAAUGACAGUGCUUCAGGCCUGCGAGGUCGCCGGUGUUGAUAUCCCGAGGUUUUGUUAUCACGACCGCCUCUCCAUCGCCGGAAACUGCCGCAUGUGCCUUGUCGAGGUCGAGAAAUCGCCCAAGCCGGUCGCCUCCUGCGCCAUGCCAGCUCUCCCAGGAAUGAAAAUCAAGACUGAUACACCUCUUGCAAAGAAGGCAAGAGAAGGGGUGAUGGAGUUUCUUUUGAUGAAUCAUCCACUGGACUGCCCAAUUUGUGAUCAGGGAGGAGAGUGCGAUCUCCAGGAUCAGUCUAUGGCUUUUGGUUCUGAUCGAGGUCGUUUUACUGAAAUGAAGAGAUCAGUAGUUGAUAAGAACCUUGGCCCAUUGGUGAAGACUGUGAUGACUCGGUGUAUCCAGUGCACAAGAUGUGUGAGGUUUUCAACAGAAAUAGCUGGUGUCCAAGAUCUCGGCAUGUUGGGUCGUGGCAGUGGAGAAGAAAUUGGAACCUAUGUAGAAAAACUUAUGACAAGUGAAUUGUCGGGGAAUGUGAUAGAUAUUUGUCCUGUCGGCGCUCUGACAUCAAAGCCUUUUGCCUUUAAAGCCCGUAACUGGGAGCUAAAGGGAACAGAGAGCAUUGAUGUCACAGAUGCAGUUGGUUCAAAUAUUCGCAUUGAUAGUAGAGGUCCUGAGGUCAUGAGGAUUCUGCCACGAUUGAAUGAGGACAUUAAUGAAGAAUGGAUAUCAGAUAAAACACGUUUCUUCUAUGAUGGUCUUAAGAGGCAAAGGCUAAAUGAUCCCAUGAUCCGCGGUGCAGAUGGACGCUUUAAGGCUGUGAGCUGGCGUGAUGCACUGGCAGUGGUCGCUGAGGUCAUUCACCAAGUUAGGCCACAGGAAAUUGUUGGAGUUGCUGGUAAGCUGUCUGAUGCAGAAUCUAUGAUGGCACUGAAGGACUUCUUAAAUAAGAUGGGGUCAAAUAACAUCUGGUGUGAAGGAAAUGGCCCAAGUCCAAAUGCUGACCUGCGUUCUGGAUAUAUUAUGAACACUAGCAUCAGUGGAUUGGAGAAAGCAGAUGUUUUCCUUUUAGUUGGUACACAGCCAAGGGUAGAAGCUGCCAUGGUGAAUGCCAGAAUUCGGAAAACAGUUCGAGCAACUAACGCUAAGGUUGGUUACAUCGGCCCAUCAGCUAAUUUCAACUACGAUCACGAACAUCUUGGCACAGGCCCUGAAACACUAACUGAACUUGCUGAGGGACGCCAUCCAUUCUGUUCUGCCCUAUCAAAUGCUAAGAACCCUGCCAUUAUUAUUGGGGCUGGAAUAUUCGGACGGAAGGACAAGGAUGCAAUUUUCUCAGUCGUCGAGACAAUUGCCAAAAAUAUAAAUGCAGUACGACCUGAUUGGAAUGGGCUCAAUGUGCUGCUGCUUAAUGCUGCCCAAGCUGCUGCUCUGGACCUUGGGCUUGUGCCAGAGUCGGACAAAAGCAUUGAAUCUGCCAAGUUCAUCUACUUGAUGGGUGCUGACGAUGAGAACGUGGAUAAACUCCCUGAUGAUGCUUUUGUGGUUUACCAAGGUCACCAUGGUGAUCGUGGUGUGUAUCGUGCCAAUGUAAUUUUACCAGCAUCAGCUUUCACUGAGAAAGAAGGCACAUAUGCAAAUACAGAGGGGUGUGCUCAAACGACCGUACCUGCAGUCCCAACAGUCGGCGAUGCCCGGGAUGACUGGAAAAUAAUUCGGGCAUUGUCCGAGGUGGCAGGUGUUCCUCUGCCAUACGACACACUCAGUGGUAUUAGAUCCCGAAUAAGGACUGUGGCACCCAACCUUUUGCAUGUUGACGAGAGAGAGCCUGCUGCAUUUUCAAGUGCUUUCUUGAGACCUGAGGUCAAGGACAAGCCAGAUAAGGCUCCUUUUGAAACUGCUGUCGACAACUUCUAUAUGACAGACUCAAUCACUAGGGCAUCAAAGAUCAUGGCACAAUGCAGUGCAUUGUUGUCGAAGAAGUGAUAACUGGAUUUCGACACUUUUGAAUAAGUUGUGGGUAGUCGCCAUCGCAAGUGGAGUUCUUCCUUCUGGAACAAUCGUAUUGACAUUAGCAUAUAUGUGGAGUGAACAGAAGAUAAGAGUUCAAGGAUGUGAUUAAGCAUGUGGUCCAAGAACAAGUAUGGGCAUCCAUACAUCACUGCUUUCAAUUAAAGGUGUCCUUAUUAGAUAGAUAUAUUAAUGCUCAUGACACGGUUUGAGGAACAGGUGGUGAUGUUGAUGUCAUGAUGCAUUGCAUGCAUGUACAUCCCAAGAGACAUUGUAGUAGUUGGAGUUUCAAUAAUGUAUGUAUGUAUGCAUGUAUGUGCAUACUCUUCCAUAUAA
Molecule: messenger RNA, 2715 nt
Organism: Sesamum indicum (sesame)
Lineage: Eukaryota; Viridiplantae; Streptophyta; Magnoliopsida; Lamiales; Pedaliaceae
Product: NADH-ubiquinone dehydrogenase
Biological process (GO): ATP synthesis coupled electron transport
Cellular component (GO): membrane
Molecular function (GO): NADH dehydrogenase (ubiquinone) activity; iron-sulfur cluster binding
Source: RefSeq, a predicted model, not a curated record